Molecule: messenger RNA, 651 nt
Organism: Saccharomyces eubayanus
Lineage: Eukaryota; Fungi; Ascomycota; Saccharomycetes; Saccharomycetales; Saccharomycetaceae
Gene: ERP6
Product: Erp6p
Exons: 1
Coding region: 1-651 (216 amino acids)
Biological process (GO): intracellular protein transport; endoplasmic reticulum to Golgi vesicle-mediated transport; Golgi organization
Cellular component (GO): Golgi apparatus; endoplasmic reticulum-Golgi intermediate compartment; COPII-coated ER to Golgi transport vesicle
Source: RefSeq, a predicted model, not a curated record
AUGUUAUUACACUACGUCUUACUGGCUCUUGUGUUAUCGCCCUUCAGAGCCUCUGCAUUUUAUUUCUAUGGUUAUGGUGGAGACCGGAAAUGUUUCCUAAAGGAAUUAUCCAAGGACACCCUUUUAAAAGGCUCUUAUAACUUGGGAGUUCAUGAUGAAAAGUUGGAGGACUAUGCUCUUCCCAGUCAAAGUGAUUACGGCAUAGUUAUAGAUGUGGAAGAGGUGUUUGAUAAUAACCAUAGAGUGGUCCAUCAACAGAGUUCUCCUUCAGGUGACUUCACGUUCCUGGCAUUAGAAUCUGGGGAAUACAAAAUCUGUCUUCAAUCCCAAGUAAAGAAUUGGAUAGGUAAAACCAAAACAAAACUGGAAGUUGAAUUUGAAAUCGGUUUUGAAGCCAUGUUGGAUUCAAAAAGGAAAGAUACUAUAGAAACUUUACACGAGAAAGUCAAUAUAUUAAAUUCGAAAAUCAUGGAAAUUAGAAGGGAACAGCAAUUGGUGAGAGAACGAGAAGAAUCCUUCAGAGAUAUAUCCGAAUCUGUAAACUCUCGCGCAAUGUGGUGGAUCGUGAUUCAAGUCAUUAUCCUGAUCUCAAUUUGUGUAUGGCAAAUGAAAAGCUUACGUUCAUUUUUUGUCAAGCAAAAAGUCUUGUAA